AUGAAUGAGAAGGAGCUCCCCCCGCACUUCAGGGAAGACAACUUAAGCGAAGACACAAAGACUUUAAUCUCUUCACUUCCUUCGUAUAAAGAUUCUGAAGGGAAUCUCUACAACUACAAAGGAUGUUGGUACUACCCAAACACACUUCAAGGAGUCCUUAAUUACGAGAAAGGUUUCAAGCCUCAAGAAACCGAUAUAAUCCUCGCUUCUUUCCCUAAAUCCGGAACCACUUGGCUCAAAGCUCUCACCAUCGCUCUCUUUGAGAGAUUGAAGACGGACACUUAUUCUGAUCAUGUUCUUCAGUCCGAUAAUCCUCAUGGCUUGGUACCCUUCUUAGAGAUGAGUCUUUAUCUCAAAAGCUCAACACCUGACCUGUCCAAGUUCUCAUCUCCAAGGGUGUUCUCAACUCACAUGCCAUUCCAUACGCUUCAGUUACCCCUCAAGGGCUCUCCUUGCAAGGUCGUGUACGUGUGCAGGAACGUGAAGGACGUGUUGGUAUCGCUAUGGUAUUUCAGGUCCGCUCAUCUUCAAAAAGAAGUAGAAAUGGAGUCUUUGUUUGAGCCAUUAUGCAAGGGAGUUGGCUUUUUUGGACCCUUUUGGGAACAUGUAUUGAGCUAUUGGAGAGGUAGCUUGGAAGAUCCUAAGCAGAUUCUCUUCAUGAGGUACGAGGAAAUGAAGUCAGAGCCAACUGCUCAGGUUAAGAGACUUGCUGAGUUCUUGGGUUGUCCAUUCACUGAGGAAGAAGAAGAAGAUGGUUCCGUGGACAAGCUCGUGGAACUUUGUUCUCUGCGUAAUUUGAGCGGUAUGGAGAUCAACAAUUCAGGGAAAACUUUCAACAAUGUGCCUUACUCUACUUUUUUCCGCAAAGGAGAAGUGGGUGACUUCAAGAAUCAUCUGACUACUGAAAUGGAAAACAAAAUCGACAAGAUCAUCCAGGAGAAAUACAAUGACUCCGGUUUGAAAUUUUGAGUGUUGUGUUAUUUGUGCUAGCCUUUGAUUUAUUCUGAGCUAUGUGUUAUUUCUGCUUUCCUUUAAUGUAGACUAGCUAUUGACCCGCUCGCCCGAG
Molecule: messenger RNA, 1066 nt
Organism: Eruca vesicaria subsp. sativa (arugula)
Lineage: Eukaryota; Viridiplantae; Streptophyta; Magnoliopsida; Brassicales; Brassicaceae
Source: the annotation of a GenBank genome assembly